AGCGCGCGGGACGUGAGAUGCGUGUGUGAGCGAGCGUGCGGUCUGCAACUCUGCAAGGUGACAGUGUACCGUAGGUGUGAAGUUUGAAAAUACGCAAGCUUACUUUGGCGGAAGUGAUGUGUCGACGUCAAGUUGCGGUAUCUUGAAAACGUAAGCAUCGUGUGAAAGUGGUAUUGACUCGAGAGUACGUGCAUUCAGCGGUGUGCAUCGCUGCUAGCGCAGGAGACGGUCCGCGAUGGAGGAACAGGUAGCAAAGGCUCUGAUUGAAACAGUUAACUUUGCUGCUGUAAAGCACAGGAAACAGCGCAGGAAAGACGAAGACGCAACACCUUACAUCAACCAUCCCAUCGGUGUUGCCAGAAUCCUUACUCACGAAGCGAACAUCUAUGAUAUCCCAACGUUGCAGGCUGCAAUCUUGCAUGACACGGUUGAAGACACAGAUACUACGUUCGAGGAGAUUGAGCGAAACUUUGGCAGCAAAGUGCGCUCCAUUGUAGAAGAAGUGACAGAUGACAAGAGCCUGCCAAAGCAAGUCCGGAAGCAGCUGCAGAUCGAGCAUGCAUCAAGUUGCAGCCGAGAGGCAAAACUUGUGAAGCUUGCCGACAAACUGUACAACCUGCGGGACCUCCAGCGGUGCACACCAAUAGGCUGGAGCCGCAGCCGAGUGCAAGAGUAUUUCGAGUGGGCAGAGAAAGUAGUGCACGGACUCCGUGGAACCAACAAACCAAUGGAGGAUGCUUUGGAUGAAGUGCUGAAGAAAUCUAACAAGACACGCUACCAUGAUUUCUCAGGUACAGCUACUAGUAUAGCAAAUUGGGUCAAGCUUCACUGCCAUACCAGGGUUUGUGCAUGAUUGCUUAACUGGUUGCGUUAUCCAGGUGGGGGAGGCUAAACUGCACCACGCACGGUGCAGUUGCUCACCUUUUUUCUGGUGCCUCCAGCUGCUUCCAAUUUUCUGUCUUCCCCACUGCUUGGGGAUGCAGCUAGGUGCACAUCAUUUUUAGUUUCUUUUAUAGCGACAGCUUUUGCAUUUGUCAUACAUGCUACCAUUAGGCAAAGCCCGUUUGUUUGAGUUUAAAUAGGCUUGGGUCCAUUUGAAAGCUUUAAAUAUGGUUAUAGCAUUAUAUUAGCAAUGUAUGGGUUAGCUUCUACUUGUGUUAAACUUAUUUAGCAGUUUUUAUGUUUCUAGUGGUGUUGACCUAUCCCUAACUAAUGUCGUAGUCCAUAAUUCACUGUUGCGUUGACUGUCAUUUUAAGUAGCAGUACUGAAGCUCCCCGAUGGUUUCACACGCCAAAUGAAAGGGUGUGUCCAGCUUCUAAUUGGUUACUUUUGUUACUUGAGAUCUGUGCGAGGAAGAUAGAUGUCAGGAGACGCAAGUGAGUCGAGCAUCCUCACUGCCUUGAGGCAGUUAAUUAAGGUGACAAAAGUUCGAACUUGUGGAGUCAACAUUUAAUGAACUGUAAAACUGCUUUAUACAAUUCUCUUAAUCAUUCUGGGCAACAAGUAGCAUAAAUUUAAUUUGUCUCGUAUUUAGCCGUAAAUUCCACACUGAGGUGGUCCACCUAAGAAUGUGAAAUGUGUGCUUCAUAGGACUCCUAGCAAUAUGUUCUAAAAAGUUUAAUCGGAGUAAUUUUUGUUUUAGGUGAGAAAUAUUUUUUAAGAGGGCUUGAUCCCUACUCCAUAAUGUGCCAUUGACUAGCAGUGCACCUUCACUGCAAUACAUGUCUUGAUGUAGUGGAAAACUUUUUGUGCUGAUGGCAUUUUUUUCAAUAGAGCGUUGCAAGAGUUCUUGAGACUGCCAUGCCUCAAGGCAUGGCAUUUGGCAUGGAAUGACCCAAAUAUGAAUUUCAGUUAAAGGGCACCAUGCAUACCUUGGCUAACUUUUAAAUGUCACAUUAGACCCUUUGCAAGUUUUAGACCUUGCUUUCCCACUGUGUAAAUGCCCAAAAGAUGAUUGCCAAGGAAUAGAAGAAAUGAUGAUUACUCUGCAACGGGUCCUUUGUGUGUUCUUUCACACGAUAUAUAACAUGAAAGCCAAGACAACACAUGAGGUGCAGAGUAACAUUGUUUCAACCAUGUGUUGGCAAUCAUAUCUAAAAAAAAAGUGCAAUGCAGGAAAGCCAGCCUGACACUUUCCACAAGGGUCUAUUCUUGCAUUAGGCAGCAAACAAGCAUGGAUGAUUUUUCUUUUACUACAGCUGUUUGCGGUCUGAGGCUCCGAGUCAUGGUAUGGUCAUGAAGGCUGGCCCCUUGCUUCCAAACUCUUCCAAUGAUGAUUAGGCCAACACACAGUUGUUACUGAUUGGUUUCAUUCUAUGGGUGGCUGCAUUACGAGUAGAUGCGGCAUGGUGGCUGAAAUUUAGGCAGCAAAGGGAGGCAUUACUGAAGUUAGCAUACGAGCCAUUUAAAUAAACAGACAUUCAACAUGCUGCGGUUAGUGGUAUACAGGUGCGUCACAGAAAAAAAGUUCUUCACACUGUCUACAGUUUGAAAAGCAGAAGCCUCAAAAUGGAGUAAGUCAUUAUGGAGGAAAAUUUAUUCACUUAUU
Dermacentor silvarum is the source of this 2549-nucleotide messenger RNA. It is a transcript of the gene Mesh1, whose product is annotated as guanosine-3',5'-bis(diphosphate) 3'-pyrophosphohydrolase MESH1. The transcript is spliced from 4 exons. Gene Ontology annotation, molecular function: guanosine-3',5'-bis(diphosphate) 3'-diphosphatase activity. The record is from RefSeq and is a predicted model, not a curated record. The coding region runs from base 236 to 853 and encodes 205 amino acids. Lineage: Eukaryota; Metazoa; Arthropoda; Arachnida; Ixodida; Ixodidae.